This is a messenger RNA of Polistes canadensis, 1857 nucleotides long. RefSeq lists its product as uncharacterized. Lineage: Eukaryota; Metazoa; Arthropoda; Insecta; Hymenoptera; Vespidae. The transcript has 10 exons. The record is from RefSeq and is a predicted model, not a curated record. The annotation marks the transcript as partial.
ACUAAUGCCGAGGACAAUGAUUUCAUUAGUGAUUAUUUUGCAUUUAAAAAUGUUAAGAAUAUUGUUGGAUUUUCGUGCGGUGAUGUUACGAGUAAUUUUAAUCUUUUGAGAAAGCUGAAUCAUUUAGGAACCUUCACGAUCAUAAAAGAUUUCUAUUCAAAUCCAGACAUACGUUUGAUUUUAAACAGCGAUCAUUGGGCACUAGGUGUUUUCGUAGAUCUACGUUGUCGUAAUGAAAGUCUUGAAUAUAUUUUUUCUGAUAGUUCGGAACAUCGCAUGUACAGCUAUUUAUACAGUUGGUUGAUAUUAGGAUCAAAUCUGAAUCAAAGCAUAUCGAUUUUGAACGAUACAGCUUACAGCAUGGCCACUGACGUAGUUGUUGCUAUACCUAAUCAAAAUGGUUAUGAAAUGUAUGAUGUAUUUAAUCAUUGCAAAUAUCGGGGUGGUUCACUAAACGUCAUUAAAUAUGGCACCUGGAAUCCUCAUGGAAAUUUGAAUAUUUAUUUAAAGGAACCAAAAUUGAUCAGAAGAGGAAAUUUGAAUGGUUUAAGAUUAAAAAUAGCUGGUGUAAUUCAAUACAGGCCUAAAAAUAUGCGAUUGGUUGAUUACAUGAAAGAUAUCAAUACUAGAUCCUUAGAAAGUAUGCACAAAUUUGUAUACGCUAUGAUAUCACACACUGGUGAUCUUUUUAAUUUUACCAUACAUGCAGGAGAAAUAUAUUAUUGGGAUAGAAAUAGUAUACACGGACGAAUGUUUGAACUUCUAAAAGACAAUUAUAUCGAUAUUGCCAGCAAUCCGAGAGUUAUGGUGUCCGAAAGAUUAGAAUUUGCUAGUCUGAUCGGCGCAGCUUGGCCAGUUCGACCCUGCUUUAUGUUACUCUCAACUCCAACGAAAAAAAUUAAAUUGGAUUUGUUCCUAAAACCUUUUACAACAGGUAUUUGGGAUGCUUAUGCACUUUUCAUGAUCAUUUCUAUGAUCAUCGUCGGAUUAAUAUUGAAACGUGAAAAUGUGAAAAGCGAAAAAGGUUUUGGAGCUGUAGUGCUAACUAUUGGUAUCAUGGGUCAACAAGGAGCAUAUUUAUUUCCAAGAAGUUUGGUCGGUCGUAUGGCCGUGGUACAAAUACUCCUUUUCAGCUGGAUGAUGUACAAUUAUUAUUCCUGUAGUAUUGUUUCGGCUCGUUUGAGUGAACCGUUUGAUAAAAUAGAAGAUUCUGUUGCUGUACUUGCCGAUACGCAUAUGCGUAUUGCUGCUGAAGCUGUACCAUAUUUGAAUUAUCUAUUAAAAAAAUGGAAUUGGGAAUCAGAUUAUUUCAGGAAAAAACGUUGGGAUCCUUUGCCACAAUCAAAAAGAUAUUUGCCUAUAGAAGAAGGUAUCAGACAAGUUGGGCAAGGUAUUCUUGCUUAUCACACAGAUCCCAACACUGCUUAUCCCUACAUCGAAAAGAUGUUUGAUUCCAGUCAGAUAUGUCAACUUACGGAAAUUCAUCUCUUCAAGGAAUCAGUCAUGGGAAUGUAUUCUAGUCACAAUGCUCAAUUUUUGGAAAUAGCGAGAGUAGGUCUAAUCAAAAUGCAAAGCAGUGGUUUAAGAAGUCGGCAAAUUAAGUAUUGGUCCUCAAAAAAGCCUCAGUGUCAACAAGAUGCUUUGUCUACGCGAAGUAUUACUAUUUACGAAACAGCACCAGCCUUUAUUUUACUGUCAUUAGGUGUUUUAAUUUCAAGUGGUAUUUGCUUGAUAGAAAAUAUUUAUUUUUAUCGAUUCAUACAAAAAUUUACAUCGGAAAGAGACAAUUCUAGCUUAUCGAAGCAAAGUAGUAAUAAAACAGAUAGCAAUAAUGGACUUCAAUUACUGAGUAUUUGA